AUGAAGAUAUUCUACAUAGGCGUGAUCCGCAACGAUCCUCAGCCUGCGACUGAACUGGCUGUGGAGCGGGAUCUCUCCUCCUUUUCCCGAUUCACUCGUGACAGCUAUGGUGAAUUUAUGUCUAUGUUCGCGAAGACCGUCGCGGAGCGCACCCGGGCUGGCGUCCGUCAAGACAUCGAAGAGAAGAGCUACACUUUCCACGCCUACGGCUCGACGGCGGGCGUCGCCGGCAUCAUCAUCUCCGACGCUGAAUACCCUGCGCUUGUCGCACAUCAGCUUCUGUCCAAAAUCGUCGACGAGUUCACCACGUCUCACCCGCAAUCCUCCUACAUCUCGACCUCCGUGACUUCGGUGCCGUACCCGCAACUCAAGGAAUACAUUGUGAAAUACCAGGAUCCGAAUCAGGCGGACAGCAUCAUGAAGGUGCAGCGCGAACUGGACGAGACCAAGAUUGUGCUUCACAAGACCAUCGAGAGCGUGCUGGAGCGUGGCGAGAAGAUUGAUAGCCUGGUACAGAAGAGCGACGGGCUGAGCGCACAGAGCAAGAUGUUUUACCAGCAGGCCAAGAAGCAGAACAGCUGUUGCGUCGUCAUGUAA
Molecule: messenger RNA, 597 nt
Organism: Cyphellophora europaea CBS 101466
Lineage: Eukaryota; Fungi; Ascomycota; Eurotiomycetes; Chaetothyriales; Cyphellophoraceae
Exons: 3
Coding region: 1-597 (198 amino acids)
Biological process (GO): endoplasmic reticulum to Golgi vesicle-mediated transport
Cellular component (GO): membrane; Golgi apparatus
Molecular function (GO): SNAP receptor activity
Source: RefSeq, a predicted model, not a curated record